AUGCGUCUUCUCGGAUAUGCCUUGUUCAGCCUUAGUAGCUUUGUGGGGACCACACUAUCCACUCGAAACACCGUUCACGAGAAGCGAGACACAGUGUCUUCAGUAUGGGAGAAGCAUUCAGCAGCCACAGGAAACAUGAUAUUGCCUGUGCGCAUUGGAUUGAAGCAACAGAAUCUUGAGAAUGCCGAACGCUUUCUCCAAGACAUUUCUGAUCCGGAUUCACCGAAUUAUGCCGCUAAUACAUUUGCGCCACACCAAGAAGCGACUGAAACCACUCUUGGAUGGCUCUGUGAUUUGGGUAUAGCUAGUGAACGGAUGAAGCAAUCAGUCGGACGCAACUGGUGGGAAUUUUCCGCCACCAUCGCAGAGCUAGAAAAGCUCCUAGAAACUCGGUACUUCAACUAUCAACACAAGAAGUCUGAUAAUCUUACACACUGCGCGACUCUCAUGACGAUUAACUGUCUACGUGCACUUUAUGGCUUUCCGGCUGGUAAGUUCUCUAGUCCAGAGAACGAACUCGGGAUACCGGAGCGGACGGAAAACCUCUCCUUCGUGGAUCUGGAUGAGUUCUUUGCGAAAUAUUCGCCCCCCAGGAUCCCUACAGGCACCGUACCAGAAAUCGCUCAGGUCAAUGAGGAUAAGACUGGGAAUGGAAACGGUGAUACUGGACCCUCUCUUUUUGAAGCCGAGAUGGAUGUCCAGACUGCUUAUUCGAUUAUCUGGCUCCAACAGAUACGCGUUUAUCAGGUCCAUUCCCCGGAGAGUGUAGAUGCCAUUGGCCCAUUCAACGUCUUCCUGGACGCUCUGGAAGGUUCGUACUGUACGUAUCUCGGUGCCAAUGAAACUGGGAUGCUGCAGUGCGGUGGAGUGCCACUCAGUAACGUCAUUUCCCUCUCUUUUGGCCAAGUUGAAGGCGAUGGCCCUAAAUCAUACCAGGAAAGACAGUGUCACGAGUGGAUGAAUUUAGCACUGCAAGGUGUUAGUGUCUUAAUUGUAUCAGGAGACUCUGGAGUUGCAAAUAUGGUUGAUGGAAACAACGAGUGUCUCGAUGCUAAUGGCAAAAGCGAUGGCAACGGAAACGGCAAGCGCUUCUCUCCCGGCUUUCCCUCAAACUGUCCCUACGUCACGGUUGUCGGCGCAACAACACUACGCGAUGGAACCAUAUCCAGUGGAGAAAUGGUAGUCAAAGAUAUCUACUCGCCCAAGUACGAUAGCUCAGUCUUCAACUCCUCCGGACGCGCAUACACGGACGUUUCGGCGAUAGGCCUUCAUAUACCAGUCGUAUACGGCAAUCAUCCUGAGAUGUUCAAUGAUGUGACGGUUGGUAGUAAUCCGGGGUGUAGCACUGAGGGUUUUGUAACGAGCCCCGGGUGGGAUCCGGUUACAGGGCUGGGAACGCUGAGGUAUGAGAAGAUGAGGGAGGUGUUUUUGUCACUUCCAUAA
Molecule: messenger RNA, 1443 nt
Organism: Bipolaris victoriae FI3
Lineage: Eukaryota; Fungi; Ascomycota; Dothideomycetes; Pleosporales; Pleosporaceae
Exons: 8
Coding region: 1-1443 (480 amino acids)
Biological process (GO): proteolysis
Molecular function (GO): serine-type endopeptidase activity; tripeptidyl-peptidase activity
Source: RefSeq, a predicted model, not a curated record